UAACUGGGCGAUCGCUUGAUUCGCUUCACUCCCCCCCUAUGAUCAUCGGCCAUCUCUCAGACCGUUGUUGAGCAGUUGGAAGUCACCGGCGGUAGAAAUGCGGCAUCCACUAGCGGUUCUCCUGCUCGCUAUAUUUCUCUUCUUUUCUGCCGCCAAUUCCACCGGAAACUUCACCGGCUUUUCAAAUAUCCGCCUCAAGUCUGAGGUCACUGGACUCUGCGCUGACCUCAUUGAACCUUCCGGUUUCCCUUGCUCUGAACACUCCACCGAAACAGAGGAUGGCUUCGUUCUUGGGCUACAACGGGUCGGGUCCAGUUCAGGAAUUGUCAAUGGGAGAAUGGGCCCACCGGUUCUUCUCAUUCAUGGUCUUUUUAUGGCGGGUGAUGCAUGGUUUUUGAAUUCUGCAAAUCAAUCAUUGGGCUUUAUACUUGCUGAUCGUGGCUUUGAUGUUUGGGUUGGAAAUGUACGGGGAACACGCUGGAGCUAUGGGCAUGUAUCUUUAUCUGAGAAAGAUAAGGACUUCUGGGACUGGAGCUGGCAAGAGUUGGCUCUUUAUGAUCUAGCAGAGAUGACACGCUAUAUAUAUUCACUCACCAACUCAAAAGUACUUAUUGUAGGGCACUCACAGGGAACAAUAAUUUCUCUGGCUGCUUUUACUCAGCCAGAUAUAGUAGAAAUGGUUGAAGGCGCAGCAUUCCUUUGCCCUAUAUCAUAUUUGGAUCAUAUUACAUCCACUUUUGUCCGUAGAUUGGUAAACAUGUAUCUUGAUGAGGUGAUUCUUGCAUUGGGCAUUCAUGAACUUAAUUUCAAGAGUGACAUCUGCACUCGGGUCAUGGAUAUGAUGUGCAAUGGACAUCUUGACUGUGCCGACAUGUUAUCAGCUAUCACAGGGGAGAAUUGCUGCUUCAACUCUUCUAGAAUUGAUUUCUAUCUUGAAUAUGAACCACAUCCAUCAUCCUCAAAGAACUUGAAUCAUCUUUUCCAGAUGAUCCGGAAAGGUACAUUUGCUAAGUAUGACUAUGGGCGGUUGAAAAACUUGAAGCUUUAUGGUCAAAUGAAGCCCCCGGAAUUUGAUCUUAGCGAGAUUCCCAGUUCUCUGCCUCUGUGGAUGGGUUACGGAGGGAAUGAUGCCUUGGCAGAUGUUACAGAUGUUGAACGCACCAUCAGCGAGUUGCAGUCCAAGCCAGAUCUGCUUUAUCUAGACGACUAUGGUCACAUCGAUUUCCUUUUGAGUGUAAGUGCAAAAGAAGAUGUUUAUGACAGCAUGAUUGGGUUUUUCAAGUCAUUGCAGCAGAAUGUAAGCAGUUAUUGAGUGAUGAAUUGUUGCACUCACAUGUAUAUUAAUACGUUUACUACUGUAUCAGCUCAAGCUUUGCAGUAAUUCCACUAUGUCUGUUUGUAAUUCUGCAAAUAUAUUUGAACUUUGUAAAUUGUAAAUAUAAUUUAAAGAUUCAUUAUUAUUAUUAUUAUUAUUAUUAUGGUA
This is a messenger RNA of Ipomoea triloba (trilobed morning glory), 1483 nucleotides long. Its product is annotated as triacylglycerol lipase 1. Gene Ontology annotation, biological process: lipid metabolic process. The coding region runs from base 98 to 1312 and encodes 404 amino acids. Gene Ontology annotation, molecular function: hydrolase activity, acting on ester bonds. The transcript is spliced from 9 exons. Lineage: Eukaryota; Viridiplantae; Streptophyta; Magnoliopsida; Solanales; Convolvulaceae. The record is from RefSeq and is a predicted model, not a curated record.